Molecule: messenger RNA, 1843 nt
Organism: Rhododendron vialii
Lineage: Eukaryota; Viridiplantae; Streptophyta; Magnoliopsida; Ericales; Ericaceae
Product: protein NLP2-like
Exons: 5
Coding region: 310-1686 (458 amino acids)
Molecular function (GO): protein binding; DNA-binding transcription factor activity
Source: RefSeq, a predicted model, not a curated record
AAGACGUACUCGUAAGUGACUGUCUGUUCUAUUGAACGGAAAACCCAACCAGAGUGAAGCCAUCAAACCCCUUUCACAAAGAAACAAGCAAAUUAAUGAAACGAAUGAAACCAGAUCAAAAUUAGCAUCGGUAUUGGAUAGCUGUCCGGUGGCUGUCCAACUACCCAUAGCGAAGUCCGUUUACCUUCCUACAUUCAUGGAUUACCGUCGUGAUCAACCACGUGUUUGACGCCGUCUUCCUUUAGGAAACGCCAGAAGCCAGACUCUGGAUUGAGCUUUGACCUGAGGUAGACGAAAAGAUACGAAGCGAUGCCCGAUAGCAUGAAGUCCCCGAUACCCGAUAUCCUAGAGCCCCAGAUACCUGAUGUCAAGGAGUUCCUACGAUCGCACACUGGCGGUGGCGGAAAAGACCGGCGUGGCUCUGGUGGCGGUGGCAGUAGCGGACAAGAUCGGCGUGGAUCUGGUGGUGGGCGUGGCUCUGGUGGAGAUCAUCCUGAUAAGGGAGGAAAGAAGAAAUCAGAAAAGGGAAAAGGGACAGCUUCCUGUAUAAUUCGUCGUGAGGAUCUUGAACUACAUUUUGGCAGUAAACGUGAAGAUGUUGCGAAGAUCUUGGACGUUAGCGUGUCCACCCUUAAGCGCGUCUGUAGGGAUAAAGGGAUUCCUCGGCGGCAAAAUCGAGCAAGCAACAGUGUCGGGAGACCUCCUGAUCAACAUGGAGAAAGGAAUACAUCAACCGCAUGCAAGACGCCAUUGCAUAAUGUGCAUGCUAGAAUGGAGGGAGAACCGGAUGGCCAAAAUCAGGAGGCAAAUGAGUUUCAACGAGAUUUAAUUGAACACUCAAUUGCUUUGAAUACAGAAAAUGAUUCAACAAUAGCUGUGUACAGUGAAACUGAAGCAGCAAGGGGUUCUUCUAAAUGGGCGUUUCAACUGGAAGGUCAAACAAUGCAGUACACUACCUAUCCAUAUCACAAUGAUCUUGUGUUUUCACAACCUCAGAUAGCAUCAAUAGAGGUGCCAAAUGAGAACAUGGGGAGUUUGCAAGAUAGGAGAGAUUUGUUAGCUUCACAAGUAGUAGCUGCACAGCAAGAGCCUCUUUCGGAGGGAAAUGUCUUUGGGUUUGGUAACUGGACAGUCGGUUCAUGUUCUGAUCUUGCUCCAACCCAACCCAUGCAUCCUUUUUCCCACGCAACGGGAAGUUCAGAAAAUCUGGAAAAUUUGCUAGCUUCCGUGGAUGAGCAUUUUAUGGAGGGAAAUGUCUCUGGAUCUUCAAUGUCAGAUCCUGCUCUGAGCCAACCCAUGCGUACUAUCCACCACACAAUGGCUAUUCCCUACAUGAUGCCUCUUCCCACAGAAAGGCAAGAUAAGGGUUCUGUGAAGAUAGAGGCAACAUAUCAGGGUGACAAUAUAAAAUUUCAAUUCCCUCUCACAUCAGGAAUUAAAGAACUGAAGGAAGUAAUGUCAAAGACACUGGAGCGCAAGCUUGGUAGUUUCAAGGUUAAGUAUAAAGAUGAGGAUGGGGAAUGGAUUUUAAUGGGCCUUGACGAGCAUGUAAGGGAAUAUCAGCAACUUCUCUUGGGAAAUAAAGUAACCACCAAACUAAAGGUUCAGAAUAAGGUUCCCAAUACCACGAAUUGUGAUAACUGCAAAUGUAAUAAUUGUAGGUCAUUGAAGCGGAAAAGACCAUAAGUAUGUUUAGUUGUAGAAUAAUAUUACAUGGUUGACAACCAUGUUCUUUGUGUAACGGAACAUUUCCUGGCCAACUUUCCCUCUGCUAAACUAGAAUAUUUUUGGUAAUGUUGCAUUCAGCAGGCCUCUCUUUGUUUUGGCCUAGGUUUUACCUAAA